Orbicella faveolata is the source of this 11444-nucleotide messenger RNA. Its product is annotated as melanocyte-stimulating hormone receptor-like. Gene Ontology annotation, cellular component: membrane. Gene Ontology annotation, biological process: G protein-coupled receptor signaling pathway. Gene Ontology annotation, molecular function: melanocortin receptor activity. The record is from RefSeq and is a predicted model, not a curated record. Lineage: Eukaryota; Metazoa; Cnidaria; Anthozoa; Scleractinia; Merulinidae.
AAAUAGGAAAGAAUGUGCGGGAGAUUUCACAGUUAUUGUAAAAGGCGACUAUUCGUUACGUAAAUUAACCGCCAUUUUAGAUUUAAGAACGGACGUUUCGAGCGUCUAUUAAUCCUUCAUAUAAAACGAAGUAACGAGAAAAUGAGGGAAUAGUUCUGAGAAACAAAAGUGCCAAAAAAUUGCAAGCUGUUUGGCGUUAUGCGCUGCCAUGUAGAAGGUCAUAUGACCAUAGCAUGGACGAAAUAAAAUAUCAUAUGGUAAUAUACGUAAUUUAGAGCGGUCUUUGUAAUUAACGUUCACGUCUUGCAAACGUUUGCGUAGGCAUUCGCCUGGCCGUUUAUUGUCUCAGCAGUAUUUCAAAUCAACCUGGUUUCCAUGGCCGUUUCCCUUGCUUGGGGGUGGGGGUGGGGGAGUGACGUGGGGGUAGGAUCAGUGCGCGUAUUUCCUUUGGGCUAUGUUCUAAAGUAUGAUGGUAGAUAGAUUGUGAUAGUCUGUGAUGGUUAACAACUAGCAAAUCAAUUGUCGUCUCUUUAACUUGUUUUUGAAAACCAGAUGAAAAGAUAACGAGUUAUUGAGGAAGUUCGUGCUUGUCAAACGCCCAGUUAAAUUUGGUGAUGACGAAUAGGUUGGAAAACAUAUCUAUAUCUCGUUGAAAACGACAGGUGUCAUAUUAAUUUUGUGAUCAUUAGACCUCCCGCCAAGGGACUUCGGGAAUAUCACGUUUAAAGCUAUAGGAGGAAGUGCAGGCUGUAGAGAAUGCCCCUUCUGUUUCGGGUUCUUUUUAACCACAACGAGGUUCAUUAGGUUACUGACACUUUGUUUACGCACUGUCUCAGAAUGAAAGAGGACGCUUUUACUUCCAAGCAAAUAAGGUAGUCCAAUUUACCCCACAACUAGCAAAGGUCUGUGAUCCUUCUUUGGCUGUUACACUGCGACAAAGGUAAAAUGUGAAUUUGACACGCUUGCGAUUAAUUAGGACGAAGUUGCUUUCGAAACAAGCUUAAGAUUCUUUGGCAGUGUUGCCCUCACUUCAGUUUAGCCCCUAUAGAGGCUUGCUAAAUUUGUAAAUUGAUGAACACGGUCGGCGAAUGAAUCGAACCAGACGUAACAUUAUAUCAUGUUAUUAUAGAACCCACGCACGGGCUACGUCCAACUGAGUUGAAACUAUUCCAUGCUCAUAUAUCCAUUCUUUAUAUUAACUAUUUUAUUUCCUGUAAAAACGGAAACAAUUGAAGUAACCAGAAGGCGUUGAAUGCUUUACAGAAGCUAGACGUUUUCUGAAUAUCGAGAUUUAAAAAAAUUGAGCUUCCUCCUGCUAUGAGGACUACAGCCUCCUGUGGAUAAAAUUGAAAAAAUAUUCCAUUUUUGAAAAUGCCAUAUACUAUUUUCAACUCGAGCAAAUAAUUACUGGAUUGUCUUUGCUGUACCUUUACUUUAAUGUUGGUUCUGAACGUUGGGUGGUUUACCAAUUUGAGAACGAAAUGCUAAAGUUAUAUUACGACACUUACACACUGUGAGUUUCCGGCUAGAGGGUCAUCAGUGUAGCGUUGCUUAUGGCACGAAAUUGAACUUCUUUACGCGAAAGACGUUUUGUUCGAGAUUACGAGUUUUUUACUCCUUGUUAUAUUUAUUUAUAGCCUUCGUCAUUUGAUUGUAUUUUGUUCUUAUUGUUUGUAAGGUUUCAGCCUCGAACAGUCGGAUUUGUCUGGAGCUAGUAAGAAACUCUGUUUUGGUAGAGCGUAUCCGUCGCCGUUGUUGAUGACAGGUUUAGAGGACUAGUCCUCCUUCCACGAUAUCCACAAGAUGACCGAGGUCAACAGCCUUGCAACUAACUGUUCUUUUAUGGUCGAUAAUCCCGAGCGACGACGUCAGCUAUUCGGGACUAACAUCGCGGUCAUCGUGUUGAAUUCGAUUUUUGCGUUGACGACUACCUUCCAGAACUUGCCAGUUAUUUACGCGAUUUUGAAAACGCCAUCCUUGCACAAUCCUCCCUACGUCCUCCUGUGCUCACUGGCCACGACGGAUCUCUUGGUGGGAUGCGUCAUACAACCUCUGUACAUCGCACACAAUGCCAUGCUCGUCGAUGGACUGCGCUUUUCCUGCGCGCUGUGGUAUGCCAAAGAGACCCUGUUACUCUUAUUCAUGUUUCUAUCGAUCUGUACCUUGGUGUUGAUUAGCACCGAGCGCUGGCUCGCCUUACAUUUCCACCUCAGAUAUCGUGAAAUUGUCACGAUGUCUCGAACGCUCUCGUCGAUUGGGUCAACUUGGUUCUUUUGCACGGCGUCCGUCAUCGCCUGGCCGUUAGGUCUUAAUAUGUACAGUUUCACAAUGGUCGGCCUUAUUGUUAUUACAGCAGCCGCGCUUCUAUUGCUUUUUACGUAUAUUAAGUUAUUUCUGAUACUGCGGCGUCACAAAGCUCUCAUUGAGAGUCAAGCCAAGCUGCAACCCCAAUCUGUGAACUUACGAAAACAUAGAAAGUCGUCGGCCACCAUGCUGUACCUGGUGAUGUUGUUUUUCAUAUUCUACUCACCUACUUUUUACGCCAUGAUUCAUUACUUGGAAUCAGACUCUGAUUUCAGCAGCGUUAAUCAGACCAUUUUGUGGGAAGUUGCAAAAACAGUGGCGUUGAUAAACGCCUCGGUAAAUCCGAUCAUGUAUUACUGGAAAAUGCGGGAACUUCGACGCGCCAUGCGAAACGUAUUCGGUUUUUCGUCAGCAACGCGGGUUCACGUCGGAGAUGUCAUAACGCCCGGAUCGGGAAGCAUGGACAAUGACUUCAGAAGCAGGAACGAACAACAGCGCCAAGGGUCUUUCUCGGUGAGACCGCGGGGAAGCUUGUCCAACGUGGGGCCUGCCAGGUCUGAUAUACACCAAGAUCAGGUAACAGAAUCGACAACAGAAGCGAAGCCGCAGCAGGAAAAAAAGUUGUUCCUUUUGCCGAGAUUUCUGGAGCCUGGUCCGAGUUUUCGAGGAUAAUUUCCGCUGAAGAAGGGUGAAUAAAACAGGUUAUGUAAUAGAAGCAAUGAACCGUACGAUUUUUUGAGGUGGUUAUGGUGCGAAAAUUCUCGUUAAUUGUCCAGUAUUAUAUAGAAUCCAAGUGGGAUGACGUUAAAGCUCAGUUAAAACGUAGCUUUUUUUUAUAUCAGAGAUCAGAAAACAGAGUUCAAGUUUUCGGUAGAUUUACUGUUCUCGCCUAAACACCAAUCGUGUUUUAAUCGUCUACAUAUUGAGCUUGCGUUUAGUUUACCAGGAGAAAAGAUACAUAGGAUUUCUUUUGACUUUCCAGGGGCUAUUAGUUUAGUUGAUUUCGAUAUUCACGUCGUUGAAGACUGCAAUUUACAGACUUCUUUCAAGGGCCCUUAAAGCAACAAGAAUAGAGUAAAAAAUUAAUUUUCUCUUUCGCCUUGGCUGGAAUUGUCAUAUUUGUCCGUUCCUUAACGUAUUUAGUUUAACUGUUGAAGGCACUUCCCGUUUAGUUUAAGUUUUCAGUUUUAAUUCUUAACAAUUUUGUACUUUUAUAAUUCUUUCCUGAUUUUUCUUGAAAGGAUUCAACCAACAAAAGAAACAAUUCAGUUGAUGCGGAACAUCUAGCGCAGGAUAUGUUUAGACUUUAGUGGACAAUAUUUUGCGUUAUGCUAAUUCUCCUUUCUUUUUUAAUCAUCUGCCCUGGAGAAAACCGAUCUUCAAUUGCUAUCUGACAUGCUAUCAUUUGCUUUUCACUUAUUUUUUCUCCCCUUUUGGCAAAGCGACAAACUGAGUUAAAAACAAAAGCGCACCUGAUUAGAAUCGAAACUAAUAUGUUAGGUAUAUAGCUUGUUUAAUUUGGCAAUUUAAAUUAUGAAAAUGUUUUUAAACCUCCUCAGAUCUCAUAUAAAUUAUUUCCUUUGGCAUAAUAGCUGAUACCUGAUAGUGAUUUUAAUUUUUCUGCGUUUUUCCUUGUGUUAUGUUGUUAAAUAAAGACAAUAGUGUUUUGUCAUCGCGUUAUUGGCAGUUUCCCGUUUGGCGAUUCGUUAUUGAUAGUUUGCCAUGAUGUGUGAUAUUUUUAUUUAGUGCCGUCUUCUUAGUAGACUUGGCAGCAAUUGAAGAUGCUGUUCAAAAUUAGCGAAACUUCAACACCGAAUCUGUAAUUUAACGAUAAUCGCUUUUCCACCUUGAUUUAAAUAAGAUAAUAACGACACUGGAAAUUACCCACGAAUGUAAUGCUAUUGUACAAACGUCUUAAAAUGUACCUAGAUGUUUAAAAACAGGGUCAUGCAUACAGAAAAAACAAGAUAAGUGAAAGCUUUUUUCUCAACUUGAAAUGGCCGAGUCCUGGUAUGGAAAUGACUGACUUGUUCUGUAAAAAUAUAUUGAAAAGGUCUUCUAGUUUAGUAUUUGAUUUAAACUGAACUGUGCCUUGGAUCAAGGACUUAAUAGUUUACUUGAAAUGCCGCAAUGUAUUUAUUUGUUAUGUUAUGGUUUCACCAGGGCUUUUUAUCUUAAAUUAAGUGAUCUUUGACUGUAGUUAUGUUCGACUGGGAUCAAUGAAGAUGGCAUUCUUAACUGUUCUCGCUUGGCACUUGUGUACAAACCGAACUUGAAACCGAAAUUUCAGCGGCUUGUGUAGUAAUUCCUGAUCAUUCGUUGGUUCAGUCAUGUAAUUCUUGGUACCAACUAAAGCUCUGCAGUCACGUUUCUGACGCCAUUAGAAAAGCGGACGUGACCAUUCUCCCUCCAACAGCAUUUUUCAUUCUUUUGUUUUCGUUUGAAAUAUCAGUUGCAGGUGCGCGACUAUGCCCGCGGCUAUGUCAGAUACUGCACUAAAAAAAUAUACGAGGCAGGAAAUUGGUAUUUACCCCAACAUACAGGGAACGUCUCUCAUUGGUUUUAACAAGCCGUAAAUUUCACUCCGAGGUGCUCUUGAUAACACUGAUCACAUUCGAAUUCAUGAUAUCAAUUUGUUCCACGUUAACAAAACUCUUCUUAACGGCCCCAUGUCGUUGUGUGAAGACAUCCAAGCUAGGGCGGUUCUCUUGUCAGCCUUCAUUUGAAUAUUUACAUUUACCCUAAAGACUUAAAAAUGCUAUUCACCGCGGCCAUUCUUAUUAUUGUUUAAAAUAACUAGGAAAUAUGGCUGACAAACCAGCCAAACUGAUAUUCACUGAGCUAAAGUUUAGAUCGAGCAUAAUUACGAUGCAAAAGUCGUUAUUUAAAAACGUGAUGUUGUCAGCAACAGUUUCUCCCUUAUUCUUUAUUGGCAAAUCCCACCUGCGCAAAACUAUUUGUUGAGAUCAAAUUGUUCCGAGGCCUUUGACUUUUUCCGUGUUGAUUAAGAAUGCGCAUGACAUUAAGCGUGUAAAUGACUCUUUCCGCGCAAUUCAUUGUAAUUGAAUGAGCAUUAUUUUGGCGUCUUGGAUGUGAACGAUUAGUGCGUUCCUGCUUAGAGGGAUCAAGUUUCUUGCGUGUUUAGCACCUAGCAACAACAAAGUGGCUAUUUGCACAUGAGCGCGCUUUUUCAGUGGAGUGUAACACGUAAUGAGUGCGAGGAAACGACACGAUUGGAGAUUUCAGUCUUGUGUUUGUAAUUUUUUUCAGAGAGCGUAUCCGUCGCCGUUGUUGAUGACAGGUUUAGAGGACUAGUCCUCCUUCCACGAUAUCCACAAGAUGACCGAGGUCAACAGCCUUGCAACUAACUGUUCUUUUAUGGUCGAUAAUCCCGAGCGACGACGUCAGCUAUUCGGGACUAACAUCGCGGUCAUCGUGUUGAAUUCGAUUUUUGCGUUGACGACUACCUUCCAGAACUUGCCAGUUAUUUACGCGAUUUUGAAAACGCCAUCCUUGCACAAUCCUCCCUACGUCCUCCUGUGCUCACUGGCCACGACGGAUCUCUUGGUGGGAUGCGUCAUACAACCUCUGUACAUCGCACACAAUGCCAUGCUCGUCGAUGGACUGCGCUUUUCCUGCGCGCUGUGGUAUGCCAAAGAGACCCUGUUACUCUUAUUCAUGUUUCUAUCGAUCUGUACCUUGGUGUUGAUUAGCACCGAGCGCUGGCUCGCCUUACAUUUCCACCUCAGAUAUCGUGAAAUUGUCACGAUGUCUCGAACGCUCUCGUCGAUUGGGUCAACUUGGUUCUUUUGCACGGCGUCCGUCAUCGCCUGGCCGUUAGGUCUUAAUAUGUACAGUUUCACAAUGGUCGGCCUUAUUGUUAUUACAGCAGCCGCGCUUCUAUUGCUUUUUACGUAUAUUAAGUUAUUUCUGAUACUGCGGCGUCACAAAGCUCUCAUUGAGAGUCAAGCCAAGCUGCAACCCCAAUCUGUGAACUUACGAAAACAUAGAAAGUCGUCGGCCACCAUGCUGUACCUGGUGAUGUUGUUUUUCAUAUUCUACUCACCUACUUUUUACGCCAUGAUUCAUUACUUGGAAUCAGACUCUGAUUUCAGCAGCGUUAAUCAGACCAUUUUGUGGGAAGUUGCAAAAACAGUGGCGUUGAUAAACGCCUCGGUAAAUCCGAUCAUGUAUUACUGGAAAAUGCGGGAACUUCGACGCGCCAUGCGAAACGUAUUCGGUUUUUCCUCAGCAACGCGGGUUCACGUCGGAGAUGUCAUAACGCCCGGAUCGGGAAGCAUGGACAAUGACUUCAGAAGCAGGAACGAACAACAGCGCCAAGGGUCUUUCUCGGUGAGACCGCGGGGAAGCUUGUCCAACGUGGGGCCUGCCAGGUCUGAUAUACACCAAGAUCAGGUAACAGAAUCGACAACAGAAGCGAAGCCGCAGCAGGAAAAAAAGUUGUUCCUUUUGCCGAGAUUUCUGGAGCCUGGUCCGAGUUUUCGAGGAUAAUUUCCGCUGAAGAAGGGUGAAUAAAACAGGUUAUGUAAUAGAAGCAAUGAACCGUACGAUUUUUUGAGGUGGUUAUGGUGCGAAAAUUCUCGUUAAUUGUCCAGUAUUAUAUAGAAUCCAAGUGGGAUGACGUUAAAGCUCAGUUAAAACGUAGCUUUUUUUUAUAUCAGAGAUCAGAAAACAGAGUUCAAGUUUUCGGUAGAUUUACUGUUCUCGCCUAAACACCAAUCGUGUUUUAAUCGUCUACAUAUUGAGCUUGCGUUUAGUUUACCAGGAGAAAAGAUACAUAGGAUUUCUUUUGACUUUCCAGGGGCUAUUAGUUUAGUUGAUUUCGAUAUUCACGUCGUUGAAGACUGCAAUUUACAGACUUCUUUCAAGGGCCCUUAAAGCAACAAGAAUAGAGUAAAAAAUUAAUUUUCUCUUUCGCCUUGGCUGGAAUUGUCAUAUUUGUCCGUUCCUUAACGUAUUUAGUUUAACUGUUGAAGGCACUUCCCGUUUAGUUUAAGUUUUCAGUUUUAAUUCUUAACAAUUUUGUACUUUUAUAAUUCUUUCCUGAUUUUUCUUGAAAGGAUUCAACCAACAAAAGAAACAAUUCAGUUGAUGCGGAACAUCUAGCGCAGGAUAUGUUUAGACUUUAGUGGACAAUAUUUUGCGUUAUGCUAAUUCUCCUUUCUUUUUUAAUCAUCUGCCCUGGAGAAAACCGAUCUUCAAUUGCUAUCUGACAUGCUAUCAUUUGCUUUUCACUUAUUUUUUCUCCCCUUUUGGCAAAGCGACAAACUGAGUUAAAAACAAAAGCGCACCUGAUUAGAAUCGAAACUAAUAUGUUAGGUAUAUAGCUUGUUUAAUUUGGCAAUUUAAAUUAUGAAAAUGUUUUUAAACCUCCUCAGAUCUCAUAUAAAUUAUUUCCUUUGGCAUAAUAGCUGAUACCUGAUAGUGAUUUUAAUUUUUCUGCGUUUUUCCUUGUGUUAUGUUGUUAAAUAAAGACAAUAGUGUUUUGUCAUCGCGUUAUUGGCAGUUUCCCGUUUGGCGAUUCGUUAUUGAUAGUUUGCCAUGAUGUGUGAUAUUUUUAUUUAGUGCCGUCUUCUUAGUAGACUUGGCAGCAAUUGAAGAUGCUGUUCAAAAUUAGCGAAACUUCAACACCGAAUCUGUAAUUUAACGAUAAUCGCUUUUCCACCUUGAUUUAAAUAAGAUAAUAACGACACUGGAAAUUACCCACGAAUGUAAUGCUAUUGUACAAACGUCUUAAAAUGUACCUAGAUGUUUAAAAACAGGGUCAUGCAUACAGAAAAAACAAGAUAAGUGAAAGCUUUUUUCUCAACUUGAAAUGGCCGAGUCCUGGUAUGGAAAUGACUGACUUGUUCUGUAAAAAUAUAUUGAAAAGGUCUUCUAGUUUAGUAUUUGAUUUAAACUGAACUGUGCCUUGGAUCAAGGACUUAAUAGUUUACUUGAAAUGCCGCAAUGUAUUUAUUUGUUAUGUUAUGGUUUCACCAGGGCUUUUUAUCUUAAAUUAAGUGAUCUUUGACUGUAGUUAUGUUCGACUGGGAUCAAUGAAGAUGGCAUUCUUAACUGUUCUCGCUUGGCACUUGUGUACAAACCGAACUUGAAACCGAAAUUUCAGCGGCUUGUGUAGUAAUUCCUGAUCAUUCGUUGGUUCAGUCAUGUAAUUCUUGGUACCAACUAAAGCUCUGCAGUCACGUUUCUGACGCCAUUAGAAAAGCGGACGUGACCAUUCUCCCUCCAACAGCAUUUUUCAUUCUUUUGUUUUCGUUUGAAAUAUCAGUUGCAGGUGCGCGACUAUGCCCGCGGCUAUGUCAGAUACUGCACUAAAAAAAUAUACGAGGCAGGAAAUUGGUAUUUACCCCAACAUACAGGGAACGUCUCUCAUUGGUUUUAACAAGCCGUAAAUUUCACUCCGAGGUGCUCUUGAUAACACUGAUCACAUUCGAAUUCAUGAUAUCAAUUUGUUCCACGUUAACAAAACUCUUCUUAACGGCCCCAUGUCGUUGUGUGAAGACAUCCAAGCUAGGGCGGUUCUCUUGUCAGCCUUCAUUUGAAUAUUUACAUUUACCCUAAAGACUUAAAAAUGCUAUUCACCGCGGCCAUUCUUAUUAUUGUUUAAAAUAACUAGGAAAUAUGGCUGACAAACCAGCCAAACUGAUAUUCACUGAGCUAAAGUUUAGAUCGAGCAUAAUUACGAUGCAAAAGUCGUUAUUUAAAAACGUGAUGUUGUCAGCAACAGUUUCUCCCUUAUUCUUUAUUGGCAAAUCCCACCUGCGCAAAACUAUUUGUUGAGAUCAAAUUGUUCCGAGGCCUUUGACUUUUUCCGUGUUGAUUAAGAAUGCGCAUGACAUUAAGCGUGUAAAUGACUCUUUCCGCGCAAUUCAUUGUAAUUGAAUGAGCAUUAUUUUGGCGUCUUGGAUGUGAACGAUUAGUGCGUUCCUGCUUAGAGGGAUCAAGUUUCUUGCGUGUUUAGCACCUAGCAACAACAAAGUGGCUAUUUGCACAUGAGCGCGCUUUUUCAGUGGAGUGUAACACGUAAUGAGUGCGAGGAAACGACACGAUUGGAGAUUUCAGUCUUGUGUUUGUAAUUUUUUUCAGAGAGCGUAUCCGUCGCCGUUGUUGAUGACAGGUUUAGAGGACUAGUCCUCCUUCCACGAUAUCCACAAGAUGACCGAGGUCAACAGCCUUGCAACUAACUGUUCUUUUAUGGUCGAUAAUCCCGAGCGACGACGUCAGCUAUUCGGGACUAACAUCGCGGUCAUCGUGUUGAAUUCGAUUUUUGCGUUGACGACUACCUUCCAGAACUUGCCAGUUAUUUACGCGAUUUUGAAAACGCCAUCCUUGCACAAUCCUCCCUACGUCCUCCUGUGCUCACUGGCCACGACGGAUCUCUUGGUGGGAUGCGUCAUACAACCUCUGUACAUCGCACACAAUGCCAUGCUCGUCGAUGGACUGCGCUUUUCCUGCGCGCUGUGGUAUGCCAAAGAGACCCUGUUACUCUUAUUCAUGUUUCUAUCGAUCUGUACCUUGGUGUUGAUUAGCACCGAGCGCUGGCUCGCCUUACAUUUCCACCUCAGAUAUCGUGAAAUUGUCACGAUGUCUCGAACGCUCUCGUCGAUUGGGUCAACUUGGUUCUUUUGCACGGCGUCCGUCAUCGCCUGGCCGUUAGGUCUUAAUAUGUACAGUUUCACAAUGGUCGGCCUUAUUGUUAUUACAGCAGCCGCGCUUCUAUUGCUUUUUACGUAUAUUAAGUUAUUUCUGAUACUGCGGCGUCACAAAGCUCUCAUUGAGAGUCAAGCCAAGCUGCAACCCCAAUCUGUGAACUUACGAAAACAUAGAAAGUCGUCGGCCACCAUGCUGUACCUGGUGAUGUUGUUUUUCAUAUUCUACUCACCUACUUUUUACGCCAUGAUUCAUUACUUGGAAUCAGACUCUGAUUUCAGCAGCGUUAAUCAGACCAUUUUGUGGGAAGUUGCAAAAACAGUGGCGUUGAUAAACGCCUCGGUAAAUCCGAUCAUGUAUUACUGGAAAAUGCGGGAACUUCGACGCGCCAUGCGAAACGUAUUCGGUUUUUCGUCAGCAACGCGGGUUCACGUCGGAGAUGUCAUAACGCCCGGAUCGGGAAGCAUGGACAAUGACUUCAGAAGCAGGAACGAACAACAGCGCCAAGGGUCUUUCUCGGUGAGACCGCGGGGAAGCUUGUCCAACGUGGGGCCUGCCAGGUCUGAUAUACACCAAGAUCAGGUAACAGAAUCGACAACAGAAGCGAAGCCGCAGCAGGAAAAAAAGUUGUUCCUUUUGCCGAGAUUUCUGGAGCCUGGUCCGAGUUUUCGAGGAUAAUUUCCGCUGAAGAAGGGUGAAUAAAACAGGUUAUGUAAUAGAAGCAAUGAACCGUACGAUUUUUUGAGGUGGUUAUGGUGCGAAAAUUCUCGUUAAUUGUCCAGUAUUAUAUAGAAUCCAAGUGGGAUGACGUUAAAGCUCAGUUAAAACGUAGCUUUUUUUUAUAUCAGAGAUCAGAAAACAGAGUUCAAGUUUUCGGUAGAUUUACUGUUCUCGCCUAAACACCAAUCGUGUUUUAAUCGUCUACAUAUUGAGCUUGCGUUUAGUUUACCAGGAGAAAAGAUACAUAGGAUUUCUUUUGACUUUCCAGGGGCUAUUAGUUUAGUUGAUUUCGAUAUUCACGUCGUUGAAGACUGCAAUUUACAGACUUCUUUCAAGGGCCCUUAAAGCAACAAGAAUAGAGUAAAAAAUUAAUUUUCUCUUUCGCCUUGGCUGGAAUUGUCAUAUUUGUCCGUUCCUUAACGUAUUUAGUUUAACUGUUGAAGGCACUUCCCGUUUAGUUUAAGUUUUCAGUUUUAAUUCUUAACAAUUUUGUACUUUUAUAAUUCUUUCCUGAUUUUUCUUGAAAGGAUUCAACCAACAAAAGAAACAAUUCAGUUGAUGCGGAACAUCUAGCGCAGGAUAUGUUUAGACUUUAGUGGACAAUAUUUUGCGUUAUGCUAAUUCUCCUUUCUUUUUUAAUCAUCUGCCCUGGAGAAAACCGAUCUUCAAUUGCUAUCUGACAUGCUAUCAUUUGCUUUUCACUUAUUUUUUCUCCCCUUUUGGCAAAGCGACAAACUGAGUUAAAA